Erythranthe guttata (spotted monkey flower) is the source of this 2976-nucleotide messenger RNA. It is a transcript of the gene XIP1, whose product is annotated as Leucine-rich repeat transmembrane protein kinase family protein. Gene Ontology annotation, biological process: protein phosphorylation. Gene Ontology annotation, molecular function: protein binding; protein kinase activity; ATP binding. The record is from RefSeq and is a predicted model, not a curated record. Lineage: Eukaryota; Viridiplantae; Streptophyta; Magnoliopsida; Lamiales; Phrymaceae.
UCAUGAGUUCUUUGAUCUUAUGAAGAACUUGUCGUCGGGAAAUUCUCUCUCUAGAUGGGGUUCCGACACAGGUAACAACAACUACUGCAAUUAUUCCGGCAUCGCCUGUGAUGGCGGUGAUCGGAGAAAUGUUGUAGAGCUCGAUAUCUCCGGCUGGUCUUUAACCGGGAAAUUCCCCGACGAAAUCUGCUCCUACUUUCCCGGCUUACGUGUCCUUCGUCUGGGCCACAACAGCUUCAGUGGGGAUCUGCCACGUGGCAUCACCAACUGUUCUUCCUUGCAAGAACUGAACAUGAGCUCCGUCUACUUCUCCGGCGAGCUCCCUGAUUUCUCGCCCCUGAAAUCCUCCCUGAGGGUUCUCGAUCUUUCGUACAACCGCUUCUCCGGCGGGUUUCCGAUGUCGAUCGUCAACCUGACGAAUCUCGAGGUGCUGAACUUCAACGAGAACGGAGACUUCGAUCUGUGGAAGCUUCCGGCGAAUAUUUCCAGGCUGACGAAGCUGAAGUCCAUGGUUCUGACCACGUGCAUGCUGCAUGGCGAAAUCCCGCCCUCCAUCGGAGAGAUGACGUCACUCGUCGAUCUGGAGCUGAGCGGGAACUACUUAUCGGGCCGGGUCCCGAAAGAGCUGGGCCGGCUGAAAAACCUUCAGCAGCUCGAGCUUUACUACAACCUUCUUGAAGGCCCAAUCCCCGACGAGAUCGGAAACCUGACGGAGCUCCGGGAUCUCGACAUGUCCGUCAACAAAUUCACCGGCGGAAUCCCCGACUCCAUCUGCCGCCUUCCCAAGCUGGAAGUCUUCCAGCUCUACAACAACAGCCUCGCCGGAGAAAUCCCACGUGGCAUCUCCGACUCAAAAACGCUGAACACUCUAUCCUUAUACGACAACAUGCUUACAGGGGAGGUCCCACACGAUCUCGGGAGAUCGUCAACGAUGGUGGCGCUUGACCUGUCGGAGAAUUACCUCUCCGGCAAAUUACCCGACGGGAUCUGUAGCGGUGGUAAGCUUAAUUACCUUCUUGUCCUUCAGAAUUCCUUCUCCGGCGAAAUACCCGGCAGCUACGCCGAGUGUAAGUCCCUUAUCCGUUUUCGAGUCAGCAACAAUAAUUUGGCGGGAAACAUACCGGCAGGUAUAUUCUCUCUUCCCCAUGCGUCGAUUAUCGAUGUCGGAUACAAUAACCUCACCGGCUCGAUCCCGAAGUCGAUCGGAAGCGCGAAGAAUUUAUCGGAGGUGUUCAUGCAGGGCAACAAGAUUUCGGGUGUCAUCCCUUUCGAAAUCUCCCUUGCGAUAAAUUUAGUGAAAAUCGAUCUUAGCAAUAAUCUAAUCUCCGGUCCGAUUCCUUCCGAAAUCGGGAAUUUAAGAUGGCUCAAUCUUUUGUUGCUACAAGGUAAUAAGCUGAGUUCUUCGAUCCCCGAGUCGCUGUCCUCACUUAAAAACCUCAACGUUCUUGAUUUAUCGGCCAAUCGUUUGACCGGGAAAAUCCCGUUUGGAUUAACCGAAUUGUUGCCUAAUUCGUUGAAUUUUUCGAAUAAUCAACUUUCGGGUCCGAUUCCUCUUCCUUUCAUUAAAGGUGGUUUGUUGGAGAGUUUUUCAGACAACCAAAACCUUUGUGUGCCGGUCUAUAUAGAUUCUUCGUCGGGCCCGAAAUUCCCAAUUUGCCCUCAAACGUACAACAAGAAGAAACUGAACUGUGUUUGGUUGGUAGCGAUUUCUGUUGGAAUCUUGUUUGUUGGAGGUGUCCUGUUUUUGAAGAAAUGGUUCAAUAAAAACAGGGGAUUUGCGGAAAACGAGGAUUCCACAUCAUCCUCGUUUUUCUCGUACGAUGUCAAGAGCUUCCACCGCAUAAGCUUCGACCAACGAGAGAUAAUCGAGUCGUUGGUGGAGAAAAACAUAGUGGGGUACGGUGGGUCUGGCACCGUGUACAAAAUCGAGCUAAACAACGGAGAAGUCGUUGCGGUUAAGAAGCUGUGGAGCAGUCGAAAUUCGAAGGAAGUGUCGGUUUUGGGGGGCGAGAAGGUCAUUCUUGACAAAGGGUUGAAAACCGAGGUCGAAACUCUAGGGAGCAUUAGGCACAAGAACAUAGUGAAGCUGUAUUGCUACUUCUCGAGCCUCGACUGCAAUUUGCUCGUCUACGAGUAUAUGCCGAAUGGGAAUCUUUGGGACGCGCUCCACCAUGGAAAGAUGGUGCUCGAUUGGCCGAUCAGGCAUCAAAUCGCGCUAGGUGUCGCUCAGGGAUUGGUCUAUUUGCAUCAUGAUUUAAUGCCGCCGAUUAUACAUAGAGAUAUCAAGUCCACGAACAUUUUAUUGGACAUCGAUUAUCAGCCGAAAGUUGCGGAUUUCGGAAUCGCGAAAGUUCUUCAAGCAAGAGGGUCGUCCAAAGAUUCUUCUACCACCGUUAUCGCGGGGACUUACGGCUAUUUAGCACCGGAAUACGCGUAUUCGUCAAAGGCGACAACGAGAUGCGACGUGUACAGUUUCGGGGUGGUGCUAAUGGAGCUUCUGACGGGGAAGAAACCGGUGGAGGCGGAGUUCGGCGAGAAUAAAAAUAUAAUAUAUUGGGUUUCGAGUAAGGUCGAAACAAAAGAAGGAGCAAUUGAUGUUUUGGAUAAAAGAUUGUUGGGAAAUUAUAAGGAUGAUAUGAUUAAGGUACUUCGAAUCGCCAUGCGGUGCACGUGCAAGAAUCCGAAUCUCCGGCCGACUAUGAACGAGGUGGCACAGCUGUUGAUCGAGGCGGACCCGUGUAAAUUCGACUGCUGCAAGUUUUCGGACAAGGCGAAAUCGGAAGCAGGGGAGACCAUGAUCAAGAUCAAAGAUGGCAGUUUUGAUUAAGUAAUAAUUAAGUUAUAAUUAUGUAUAAUUAGUAGAUCAAGUUGAUUGUCUUUUGUCUUUUCUUAAUAAAAGUAGGAGCUAAAGCAUAUUGUAAAUAUUUGGGAAUUUUGAUCUAUAUGUAUAUAUAAAUAUAAAGGUGCUUUAUAUUC